Molecule: messenger RNA, 984 nt
Organism: Diaporthe amygdali
Lineage: Eukaryota; Fungi; Ascomycota; Sordariomycetes; Diaporthales; Diaporthaceae
Exons: 3
Coding region: 1-984 (327 amino acids)
Source: RefSeq, a predicted model, not a curated record
AUGGAUCGAGUUCAAGAUUUUCUCAAGGCCGGACACGGUACAUUCGUUGACGCGGUAAUGGGGACGAGAGGCAUCUCAUGCUCGAAUCACCAUGAUCACAUCUACGCAGUACUGAGCUGUGCCAGCGAAGGGCCCAGCUUAGAUCCUGACUACACGCUGAGUGUUCAAGACACAUUCAAGAAAUUCACCCUGGUCAUGCUGAUACAGGAGCAUAAUCUGAAGGUGCUAAGCCUGGAACCUCAAGAAGGUGAUCGAGCCCACCCCAGCGUUCCCAGGAACCGAGAACUGCCCUCUUGGGUACCAGACCUCCGCCGGCCCUCUGAUCCCAUGACGGUCACUUCGGUUGAGACGCAAACUUUUCACGCUGGAGGUUUACCGACGCUAUGGGGCGGCAUUGAAAGUGCAAUGGCCGAGAAAUGCGUCAUGCGUAAUUUCUCUGUCACGAAGGGUGGUCGGCUAGGGCAAAUGCCUAUAGGCACGGAAAAGGGCGAUUUCGUGUGUGUUCUGUUAGGCGGGGACGUGCCCUUUGUGAUCCGGCUAACGGAUCACGACUCCCCCUAUCAUAGCCUGAUCGGGGAUUGCUUUCUGGAUGGUAUCAUGAACGGUGAAACGCUAGACUUCAAGGUCCGCACUCACAAAACGAACUUGUACAACUUGCCGUUCUACAAGGCAGCCAGCUACAACUGGGCUAUUGGACGUUUGAUGGACAUUGACGGACGCUCACCUGUCGUGGGUAAACAAGUGGCUGGCCUGAACGACUCUCCAGAUCAUCGUAGCCCUCGCGCCGACAGAGCCAAGAGACAAGGGCGACCGGUAUCACUGUGCAGCCAAGGCGCGAUGGGACAGCUUGGAAAGCUUCAUUCGAACAAGCUUUCCAGGGAGCUCGACCUGACAGCCUGGGCGGCGGGGCCGCCCACGCCCAGCCGGGCUGCGGGUGGCGAAACCGAGGCAACUACCGAGCCCCCCUGUUGUGUCGACCGAUAG